AUGAACUCACCCAGCCCCGACUCUCAACCUCAGGAAGAGGAAGAAAAGAAACAACAACAAUCUUACUAUGACUGGCUUCGCGAACAAUACAAUAUCCAGUACGAGAAAUGGUAUCCAUGGCUCGAAGAUCAGUACCUAAAAUGGUUUGGGAAGGGUGAUAAUAAAGCUUCCUAUGUUACCAAGGACACUCUAAACAACACCAAGGCCAGCGGCUUCGAGCAAGUUGAUCAACUACAAGAUGACGUACAUAAUCUUGUCGGAAAUCAACUCGGCGAUAAUGGAUUGCUCUCGCCUGUUGGCAAGAUGGUUUCUAAAGAGGGGAUUAAUCGAGGUGAGAGAAAGGGGAAGGAUGAAGAGGGGAGAUAUGGAUUUGGGGGCUUGGGGAUUGCGGGGAAGUGA
Molecule: messenger RNA, 399 nt
Organism: Aspergillus caelatus
Lineage: Eukaryota; Fungi; Ascomycota; Eurotiomycetes; Eurotiales; Aspergillaceae
Exons: 2
Coding region: 1-399 (132 amino acids)
Source: RefSeq, a predicted model, not a curated record